AUGCCGAUAUGCGUCGCUCCCGGGUCGGACCACAUCCUCGGGGAGAUGGCCGCCACCACUCCUCUUCUCCAACUACCCAUUCUCGCUCUGUCCCACUCCGCCCCUGCAGAUCCAGCUGGUGGUGGUGAUGGUAGUGAAAACCCUAAUGAGGAUGAGUAUCUGGGAGAUGGAGAGGUGGAAGAGGAGAGGGAGCCGAUGAGGAGGAGAAGAGAGAAGGGAAGGCUUACAUUGAAGCAAAAAGCAUCAAUGAGAGAGUAUGCUGCUGAGACAUUAGAGUGGAGCCUGUGGGGACACAAUGAGGAGGAGCUUAUUCAAUUCUGUUCCGAUAUCGGAAUCGUACCUCAAGUCUUCAAGGUUUGGAUGAGGAACAACCGCAGCAGGUACAUGGAUGCCGGUGAAGCAUCGUUUGUCGAUGAGAUCUGA
Messenger RNA from Camellia sinensis, 423 nucleotides. NCBI's taxonomy places the organism in Eukaryota, Viridiplantae, Streptophyta, Magnoliopsida, Ericales, Theaceae. The record is from RefSeq and is a predicted model, not a curated record.